This is a messenger RNA of Miscanthus lutarioriparius, 1032 nucleotides long. The record is from the annotation of a GenBank genome assembly. Lineage: Eukaryota; Viridiplantae; Streptophyta; Magnoliopsida; Poales; Poaceae.
AUGUUCUCGGCUCCAGGCAACAAUUCUUUGGCUCUUGUAGCCCCACGACCAGGGAUGGAGUUGGCUAAUGUUCAACAUCCAAAUCAGGCUCCGGGGCCUGGAGGCAAACAGCGCACAUCCAGCCUGGAGGCACCGAUAAUGCUACUUACAGGUCACCAGAGUGCUAUCUACUGCAUGAAGUUCAAUCCUGCGGGAACUGUGAUAGCAUCAGGUUCCCAUGACAGGGAUAUCUUCUUAUGGUAUGUCCAUGGUGAAUGUAAGAACUUCAUGGUACUGAGAGGGCACAAGAAUGCUAUUCUUGACCUUCAGUGGACUACUGAUGGGACCCAGAUCAUCUCUGCAAGUCCUGACAAGACUCUGAGGGUCUGGGACGUUGAGACUGGCAAACAAGUUAAGAAGAUGACUGAGCACUCAUCAUUCGUCAACUCAUGCUGCCCAGCACGGAAGUGGCCACCUCUUGUGGUUAGCGGUUCAGAUGAUGGUACAGCAAAGCUGUGGGACUUGCGUCAGAGAGGUGCGAUACAAACUCUUCCUGACAAAUAUCAGAUCACAGCCGUUAGCUUCUCAGAGGCAGCAGAUAAGGUAUUCACUGGUGGCCUGGACAACGACGUCAAGUGGUGGGAUCUUCGCAAGAAUGAAGUGACAGAAUAUCUCAAAGGACAUCAGGACAUGAUCACUGGGAUGCAGCUUAGUCCUGAUGGGUCUUACCUCCUCACCAAUGCAAUGGAUAACGAGCUCAAGAUCUGGGAUCUGCGCCCUUACGCACCAGAGAACAGGAACAUCAAGACUCUUACAGGUCACCAGCAUAACUUUGAGAAGAACCUGCUGAAGUGUAGCUGGUCGCCGGAUAACCGCAAGGUCACUGCUGGGAGCGCAGACCGCAUGGUCUACAUCUGGGACACAACAUCAAGGCGCAUCCUGUACAAGCUUCCUGGGCACAAUGGUUCUGUCAAUGAGACUGCUUUCCAUCCCACUGAGCCGAUCAUUGGAUCUUGCAGCAGCGACAAGCAGAUCUAUCUUGGGGAACUUUAA